Molecule: messenger RNA, 2202 nt
Organism: Exophiala oligosperma
Lineage: Eukaryota; Fungi; Ascomycota; Eurotiomycetes; Chaetothyriales; Herpotrichiellaceae
Exons: 1
Coding region: 1-2202 (733 amino acids)
Molecular function (GO): protein binding
Source: RefSeq, a predicted model, not a curated record
AUGGAAUGGUCACCGCCGCUUUCAAGACAACGCCCGUUGCAGACGGUUGAGAUGUCGCAGAAGCAUUCCGACCUCUCCUUCCUAUAUCGUCGGAGCUCAGCUCCACGACCACUCUCCGAAGCUACCGAGAUCUUCGACACGGACAACGAGGAAGACUCUGACUCUGCACCGCACCCGUGGGGAGAUAGCGACAGUCAAUCCACUCUCUCGAGUCCUGAUGACCUACCGACGCCUCCCAACACUGGUGGCCUCGGAGGGUUUGAGUUUCACUUCGAUGACAAGUCGGUAGUAGGGCCUCAAGGCCCUCACCUCUUCAGAGGUACACCAGAGAUAGUCAGUAACCCGGAGGACGAUGUCUUCAUGGCAUUGUCUCCCGUCGGGCAAACCAAGCCCGCUCCGAAACCCAUUGGAGCUCUCAACACUGCCGUCGCGGAACUUGACGAGUCUCAGGUCCGUGACUGGACGCCUAGACAGGUGGCCGAAUGGAUGGCUGAAGCCGGCUUCGAGACCAGUGUGGUUGAGAAGUUUCUGAUUCACGACAUCUCCGGCAGCGUCCUAAUCGACCUGCAGUUCGAGGACCUCAAAGAACUCGACAUCAGCUCGUUCGGCAAACGACACCGCGUGAUGAGUUCCAUACAGCAACUCCGCAACAGCAGCAUGAUCUCGCUGGAGACUCCCCUCUCGAGGACACCGUCCAAGACGAACCGUAGUCCCCGGGCCCUGCAACGAUCUGCCCGGCCAGAAGAACGACAAGUCGUCGUCACCGACCGUUCACGGUCACGACGGAGGGGGAGACAACCCGACAUCGUCACCCCAGCCGAAUCCAUAUCGAUCGUCGGUAUCGAACAGGUCUUGCCCAAAGAGCACAAGUGCUCCAAGGGUGAAGACUGCCCCAAGUGGCAGAAACAGCAGCGGAAGAUCCUCCGCAUGCAGCGCGCCUUUGAAGAGGACAACGCCCUCCGCCGACCCUUAUCCGAGGCCCGGUCCGAGGCUCUCCCGUCUGUGGUGGGUUCCUCAGAUGUCUUGGGUCCGUCUUCCGUGAAGAUCACCCCCGAGACCUUGAGUUCGGUCCAGCCUCGCGACCCACAGGAGAGCGUCAGGCAGUUUCUCAACUUUCAACAUUUACACUCUCCGUCCAACUCGACGAACCCGUCACCUCCCCCUGCUGCAUCUGCAUCCUUCGCCAACAACAACAAGUCGGCUCACCUGGACGAGCACCUUCGCGGCCUCCCAAAACUCACCAUCCCCUCCACCCAAAAGGAGGACGAGAAGAGUCCCUCGCGGACGCCCAUCUCGGCGCUCAAUCAACCCACACAGAUCCAAGCCCAGCUCAAGGCCCAACUACAAAAGGACCCCUACCAUUAUGGCGGCGUCGCGUCACCCGCCGACAUCUACCGCAUCGACACUCCCAUGUCGGCCACCGACAUCCCCAUCACGGCCAUGGCCAUCGACCCGUGCCAGAGGGACGUCUCGCAAUCGGUCCCUCCGGAAAUGCGGUACGGAGCCACUGCAACCUUCCUCGUCAGCCCCGAACCAAUUCGGCGGUGCAUGUCGACGCAGCCGACGCCACCACCGCCACAGCAACAACCUCCACGUCGACACAUUCGACAAAUGUCGUUUACACCGUCGAUUGCGCCGGUAAAGGAGAACGAGGCCGCUCAGCCGUCUUGGGUUGCCACUGAAACCCUGACGGCGCGGAAGGACCGGCACAAACAGCAAUCGCAACGGAUCACCGAGCUAGACCUCGCCAACCACCACGGCUGGAUGAGGAAACGCAAGACCACCCGCAUGCUCCGGCACGAGUGGCAGGACCACUACUGCACCCUCAUCGGCCACGAGCUGACCAUGCACGACUCCCACUACGCCACGGCCAAGGCCCUGGAGAGGAUCGACGUCGACGGGUACACCCUGCACGCCUACUCUCAGGCCUCGAGUUCCAAACUCGGCGCCGCCUUCAAGAAGAGUCUGCUGGGUCAGGGCAGACUCCCGGCGGGCGAGCAUUCGUUCGCCUUCUCCCUCAUCCCGGACAACAACGACAAGGCCAUGGCGAGGAAGCUGUUCGAGAAGACUGGCGGUGGUGGAGGGGGUGGCUCUUCGAAAUCUCACCACUUCGCCGUCGACAGUUCCAAGGAACGCAUCGAGUGGAUGAGGAAGUUGAUGUUGGCAAAAGCCAUGAGGAAGAACGACACUUGUGAGAUAUGA